AGGAACAAACCUGGUGAACCAAAUGUUGAGUCUGUUUUGCAAAGGAUAAAAAUACAACCACUGUCGUUUGUAUCUACGGGAUUACCGUUGUGAAGUUUUUUUUUGUUUUGGAUUUUCUUAUUUUACCACAGCUCUAUCACCGGGACAGACGCGCAAGUGUGGAAAUGAAGUUAACCGGACUCUUUUUGUUACUGAUGCUUUGGACCUGCGACAGCGCCAGAGUCGCAGAGAGCAGAGACGACAAUAGCGUUUACGACCUUUUUGAGCUCGUCCAAGUCCCAAAGAAAAACCAUGGGGUCACUCUAGUGAAAGGCGACGACCCUUACAGUCCCGCCUACAAGAUCUUGAACCCCGACCUAAUCCCCCCGGUUCCCGAGAACGCCUUUAGGGACCUAAUUGACUCUAUUCACGCAGAGAGAGGAUUCCUUCUGUUGGUCAAUUUCAAGCAAUUCAAGCGGACCAGGGGAAGUCUCUUGACCGUGGAGAAGCAGGACGGCUCCGGACCCAUAUUCGAAAUAGUAUCAAACGGAAAAGCAAACACCUUGGACAUUGUUUUCUCCACCGAAAACAAGCAACAAGUUGUGUCAAUCGAAGAUGCGGAUUUGGCGACUGGGCACUGGAAAAACAUCACCCUGUUUAUUCAAGAGGAUAGAGUCGUUUUUUAUGUCGGUUGUGAUGAGGUUAAUUCAGCUGAGCUUGACGCUUCCAUCCAGACUGUUUUAACCCAGGAAACUCCGGGUAUUGCGAGACUGAGGAUCGGUAAGGGAGCUGUGAAAGACAGGUUCAUGGGAGUCCUUCAAAAUGUACGAUUUGUGUUUGGAACAACACUGGAUGCAAUUCUUCGGAACAAAGGAUGCAAAAACUCAAUGCUGACUGACAUUAUAAGCUUUGAUAACCCCAUUAAUGGAUCCAGCCCAGCAAUUAGAACUGAUUACACUGGCCACAAAACAAAAGAUCUCCAAAUGAUUUGUGGGUUUUCUUGUGAGGACCUGGCCAGCAUGUUCAAAGAACUGAAAGGUCUCGGCGUGGUAGUGCAAGAGCUGUCCAACGAGCUUCGCAAAGUGACGGAAGAGAAAAACAUGCUCAUGAGCCGGAUGGGAAUCCACGCAGGUGUCUGCCUUCACAAUGGCAUUGUGCACAAAAAUAAGGAAGAAUGGACUGUGGAUGACUGUACAGAGUGCACCUGCCAGAACUCUGCCACUGUGUGCCGCAAGAUCUCCUGCCCACUUAUUCCCUGUGCCAACGCCACUGUGCCAGACGGAGAGUGUUGCCCACGAUGUGGAACUCCUAGUGACUAUGCUGAAGACGGCUGGUCCCCCUGGUCUGAAUGGACCCAUUGUUCUGUGUCUUGUGGAAGAGGUAUUCAGCAGCGUGGCCGCUCCUGUGACCGCAUCAAUAACAACUGUGAGGGCACAUCAGUACAGACCCGAGACUGCUACCUCCAGGAGUGCGACAAACGCUUCAAGCAAGAUGGGAAUUGGAGCCACUGGUCUCCGUGGUCUUCGUGUUCAGUCACGUGUGGGGAUGGUGUCAUCACCCGCAUCCGACUCUGCAACUCACCCACGCCUCAGAUGGGUGGUAAAGAGUGCACUGGUGAAGGCAGGCAGACAGAGAAAUGCCAAAUGUCACCAUGUCCCAUCAAUGGUGGAUGGGGCCCUUGGUCACCCUGGGAUGCCUGCUCAGCUACUUGUGGAGGAGGGGUCCAGAACCGCAAACGCCUCUGCAAUGACCCUCCACCCAAACAUGGCGGCAAAGAUUGCGUGGGUGAUGCCACAGAAGAUCAAAUAUGCAAUAAGCAGGCCUGUCCAAUUGAUGGUUGUCUGUCCAAUCCAUGUUUUGCUGGCGCCCAGUGCACUAGCUUCCCAGAUGGUUCAUGGAAAUGUGGAAAAUGCCCAGGAGGUUACACUGGCAAUGGUAUCACAUGCAAGGACAUUGAUGAGUGUAAGGAAGUCCCUGAUGCUUGCUUCACAUUCAAUGGAGUUCACAGGUGUGAGAACACAGAGCCAGGUUACAAUUGCCUGCCAUGUCCAUCUCGUUUCUCAGGCCCCCAGCCGUUCGGUAAAGGUGUGGAGGAUGCCACUUCUAAGAAACAGGUGUGCACUCCCAGAAAUCCUUGUCUGGACGGAAGCCAUGACUGCAAUAAAAAUGCCCGUUGCAACUACCUGGGACACUUCUCAGAUCCCAUGUUCCGUUGCGAGUGCAAACCAGGUUACGCAGGGAAUGGACACAUUUGUGGGGAGGACACUGACUUGGAUGGCUGGCCUAACGCUGACCUGGUGUGUGUGGAAAAUGCCACCUACCACUGCAAGAAGGACAACUGCCCCAACCUUCCAAACUCAGGGCAAGAAGACUAUGACAAGGAUGGGACUGGAGAUGCUUGUGAUGAUGAUGACGAUGAUGAUGGCAUCCCUGAUGACAGGGACAAUUGCCCAUUCAUCUUCAAUCCUAGACAGUAUGACUAUGACCGUGAUGAGGUGGGAGAUCGAUGUGACAACUGCCCAUAUAACAGCAAUCCCGACCAGACGGACACAGACAGCAAUGGCGAGGGAGAUGCCUGUGCAGUCGACAUUGAUGGAGAUGGUAUUCUGAAUGAGAAAGACAACUGCCCUUAUGUCUACAAUGUUGAUCAGAGAGACACCGAUCUGGAUGGAGUUGGAGACCAGUGUGAUAACUGCCCUCUAGAGCAUAAUCCUGACCAGCUGGAUUCUGACUCUGACCGAGUGGGAGACAAGUGUGACAGUAAUCAGGACAUCGAUGAGGAUGGACACCAGAACAACCUGGACAACUGUCCUUACAUCCCCAAUGCCAACCAGGCUGACCAUGACAAGGAUGGCAAAGGAGACGCUUGUGAUCAUGAUGACGACAAUGAUGGUAUCCCUGACGAAAAAGACAACUGCAGACUAGCCUUCAACCCUGAUCAACUGGACUCUGAUGGUGAUGGUCGUGGUGAUGCUUGCAAAGAUGACUUUGACCAAGAUAAUGUGCCAGAUAUCUAUGAUGUCUGCCCAGAGAACUUUGAUAUCAGUGAGACUGAUUUCCGCAAGUUCCAGAUGGUGCCCCUAGACCCCAAGGGUACUUCUCAAAUUGACCCCAACUGGGUGGUUCGCCAUCAAGGCAAAGAGUUGGUUCAGACAGUCAACUGCGACCCAGGCAUUGCUGUUGGAUUUGAUGAGUUCAACGCUGUGGACUUCAGUGGGACAUUCUUCAUCAACACAGAACGUGACGAUGACUAUGCUGGCUUUGUUUUCGGUUACCAGUCCAGCUCCCGCUUCUAUGUGGUCAUGUGGAAACAGAUCACUCAGACUUACUGGUCCAACAAACCAACCAAAGCACAGGGCUACUCGGGCCUGUCAAUCAAAGUGGUCAAUUCCACCACUGGUCCAGGCGAGCACCUAAGGAAUGCCCUCUGGCACACCGGGGAUACUCCAGGACAAGUCCGCACUCUGUGGCAUGACCCUAAGAAUGUUGGCUGGAAAGAUUUCACCGCUUACAGAUGGCAUCUGACCCAUAGACCAAGGACAGGGCAUAUUAGAGUUGUUAUGUACGAAGGCAAGAAGAUCAUGGCAGAUUCAGGACGUAUUUAUGACAAGACAUAUGCAGGCGGACGACUUGGUCUGUUUGUCUUCUCUCAAGAGAUGGUAUACUUCUCAGACCUCAAAUAUGAAUGCAGAGAUGUAUAAUUGCACAGGCAGGAGGUUCUUUGAAGAAUGCACCUUUCUAUAUGACGAUGAAUAUGUAUUUCUGGGGCAAAGUCCUGGGACAAAUCCUACGCUACUCUCUCUUCUGCAGCACGCACACUGGUGGAGUGGAAAGUAUGGAGGUCAGCAUGGAGGUAAACUGGUGCUGGUCUGGUCAGAGACCAUUUAACAGCCCACUGAGAAUUAGGACCCCUCCACCAAGAGAAGGUAGAGCAGAAAAAAGGCCCCCUCGCUUUGCUUUAUCGGGAUAACCGAUGUCUCUCUGAAAAAACCUCAUUCAGCUCUGCGUGGGAAGGCUCCCUGCAGACAACUAUGCACUUCAAAACCCUUUACUCUCUCUCACCCUCUCUGAAUGGAUGUUCUUGGAUGCACCCGCUUUGGAGAGGACAUUAAAUCACUUAGAGCAUUAAUAGACAUUCCACAACAGCAGACAGGUCAAACUGGCUUUGCAUAUUACUAAUAAGGGUUUAAGACUUUUCAGAAAGCAGUGGGCAAACUAAUAGGUGUAGAGGAUUAAGAAUACAGGAAUAAGUGUGUGUUUGUGUGUGUCUUAUGAGUGUGUCUGCAUAAAGUCAAAGUUGUGUUUAUGAGAGAGGAGAAUUUUAGCCAAGAAGCCAUUUUAUGACACACACACACAAAAACAAAACAAAAAACAAAUAAAAACACACAUUGAAUUGAGCCAAAUACAUUGUAUCCAAAUAUUUGCUUAGCAAAGCCUUAGCUGAAGUUUUUUGAUCAUCUCUCUUCAUGUAUAGCUAAUAGUAGAUAAAUUCUCUUCGAUUAAGUGGGCAUAAUUUUCUCAGGCUGAACUUUCUCCUGUUCACGAAAUAGAAGGCCAAGUAAAAGAGGGCUUGGGCAGAGUCAGGCUAGGAAGCCACUGUUUCCAAAAGUUCCAGUCAUUUAAAUGGUAAAAUGGAACGCUUUUGCUUGAUUCCUAAUUAUGUUGAAAAAUUGACUGUGGAAAGCCCUUGCAAGGGCUAUUUUGACCAGGAGUCCCAGUUCAAGACAGAUAUUUACAUACACAUUCAUUAAAAGUUUAAAAUAAUAAUGAGGCAAAUUGUUUGUAAAUUGUCUGUAGAGACAUAAGCAGAGGAAAAAUUUCUGCUCAACAGCACUAGGUAUUUCUAUUCUUUUCU
Chanos chanos (milkfish) is the source of this 4834-nucleotide messenger RNA. It is a transcript of the gene thbs1b, whose product is annotated as thrombospondin 1b. Gene Ontology annotation, molecular function: calcium ion binding; protein binding. The coding region runs from base 165 to 3680 and encodes 1171 amino acids. Gene Ontology annotation, cellular component: extracellular region. Gene Ontology annotation, biological process: cell adhesion; negative regulation of angiogenesis. The record is from RefSeq and is a predicted model, not a curated record. The transcript has 23 exons. Lineage: Eukaryota; Metazoa; Chordata; Actinopteri; Gonorynchiformes; Chanidae.